Molecule: messenger RNA, 920 nt
Organism: Mercurialis annua (annual mercury)
Lineage: Eukaryota; Viridiplantae; Streptophyta; Magnoliopsida; Malpighiales; Euphorbiaceae
Exons: 2
Coding region: 117-653 (178 amino acids)
Source: RefSeq, a predicted model, not a curated record
UUUUUGUUUUUCUAUUAAAAAAAAGCAUUGAAAUUUCAAAAACCCAAAAUACCCUCCAAAACAGAAAUCAAACCACUAAGCUCCAGUGUCUUGCAAUUCUUUAAACAGAUCCAAACAUGGCGUUGAAUAAUCCACGAUUAAAAACCCUAGAAACCGCAGCUGUUGAUAAUACUGCUAGUGCUACUGCUUCUACUUCUCGGAGCCCCAACGAGCAACCCGAGUCCAUACCCGAAGAAGAAGAUGUAGAGGACAAAGAGUUGGAAAAUUUGGAGUUGGAAGCGGAAGAAAUGGUGAAGAAGAUUAUAGAGUACAGAGCCAGUCUUCCAGAUCAGCUUAAGACUACUUUUUCUUCUAUUCUUUCUGCUCAGCGACCCGUUUUAGCACAUAUUGAUUCUGGGUCGGAUCCUGGACCCGCCGGAGAGUCCUAUGAUUCAGAUUUGAGAGGGCAGAAUAAAUCCAGUAACUCGGCAUUACCAACAGAAGGGGAGGAAAAGAUUGCCGACAAAGUACGAUUGUUGAAAGAUAAAAUUUCCAGUAAUAUAUCUGCUAUGCCUAUCGUACUAAAGAGGAUGAGAGAGUCUGUAUCUAAGAUUGAUAACCUAGAUUCUGACAAUGGAAUCAUACAUCCAGCUUUUAAAAGGAAGAGUAGCUGACCAGGUUAAAUUCAGAUCUCACUCGCUUUAGUAUUCAAUUUUAGCUUGAAGAGGAAUGACAAGGGUGCUUUGAUGCUCGACUCAUGUAGAUUUUGUACAAGGCAUCCAGGCAUCCAACUGUUGAGGGACUUCAUUAGCUAACUAUGUGUUGGGACAUUCAGUUGUAAUGUAAUCACUCAAAGCAUCAAUUUUGACAUGUAUCAUAAUUUGUCGAUAAAAUAUCCUGAAGAAACUCGUGCACUGAUUUAAUUAUUCAUUUAAGAUGAA